This is a messenger RNA of Eruca vesicaria subsp. sativa (arugula), 1071 nucleotides long. Lineage: Eukaryota; Viridiplantae; Streptophyta; Magnoliopsida; Brassicales; Brassicaceae. The record is from the annotation of a GenBank genome assembly.
AUGACAAUCCGAAAGAGUCUACUCCUGCCACUUUAUCAUGUUAUCUACCUAUUGUUGCUUGUAUUCCAUGUCACCGGCCAGCCGCAGCCUGGAACCGUUGGUCCAUAUGGUCACCAAUUAAGACCAAGCCAAGUGCCAGUGGUAAUCAUUGGGAUGCUAAUAUUUACGCUCUUAUUCAGCAUGGUCGCUUGCUGCGUUUGCUAUAAAUACAGAAGCACAUCUCCGCCUAGAACAAACUCUGUUACCGAUGAAGGUCGUGGAGGAGGAGUAGCGUGGACAAGGAGGACAAGCCGUGGGCUUGAAAAAGAUGUCAUAAUGUCGUUCCCUUCCUUUCUUUACUCAGAAGUUAAAGAGUUAAAGAUAGGCAAAGGUGGUGUGGAAUGUGCUAUCUGCCUUAACGAGUUUGAUGAUGGGGAAGCGCUGCGUUUGAUGCCUUCUUGCAGUCAUGCAUUUCAUGCUGAUUGCAUCGAUGUCUGGCUCUCUUCUCGCUCCACGUGUCCCGUCUGCCGCGAUAAUCUAGCUCCCAAACCGGGCAAUACUCAAAACAUUAUUUAUCAAUUUAUACAACCACGUACCAAUCAAGAUAUGGAUGUUGAAAUGGCAAACGCACGAAGAAGUGCAUUAGAAUCUCCAGAUGUACGUUUGUUAGAUGGGCUGACAAGGAGCAAUAACAACAGAGCAAACAGACUGCCUCGAUCGAUGUCUACAGGGUCAUCACACUGGCAAAUAAUAGACAUAUUAUUCCCAAGAUCUCACUCGACGGGGCAUUCUCUUAUUCCAUUAGGAGAGAAUCUAGACAGAUUUACACUGCAGUUACCAGGGGAACUAAGGAGAAAGUUGAGCCAGAGGACGUUACCACAAGCCAGAAGUUUAAGGCAAGGCUAUAGGAGUGGCAGCGUUGAGAGCCAGAGGAGAGGUAUUCCUCAUGGACGGGGAUACAAUCAUAGCACCACCUCUCUUUCUUUUUCUUCCUCUCUUCAGUCAGUAAAGGGCAAGGACAAAGAGUUUGGAGAAGGGUCAUUUGAACGCCUUAGGCCAGAGAUUCCCCUACCUAAAUCAUUGACUAAUUAA